Molecule: messenger RNA, 810 nt
Organism: Camellia sinensis
Lineage: Eukaryota; Viridiplantae; Streptophyta; Magnoliopsida; Ericales; Theaceae
Product: F-box protein At5g07610
Molecular function (GO): protein binding
Source: RefSeq, a predicted model, not a curated record
AUGACGAACAACAAAAGAAAGCUAAUUAUUGGCUACAAUUCAUCGGAACAUACACCAGCUGCAGAAUUAAUUGGCAGCAAUGCAGAUAUCCUAACAGAGAUCCUUACCUGUGUGCCGGCAAAGUUCCUCAUCAGAUUCAAGUGCGUGUCUAAGGAUUGGCUCUCUUUAAUCUCCGAUUCACAAUUUUCUUGCAACCACUCUCACCGAGAUCCCAAUGCCUUGUUCUCAGGACUAUUCAUCAACCCUUGUACAUCAGACAAUGCACAAGUCAAGUCUGUCUCACUUAACGGCCACCACCGAAGUCUUCCGACUGUGUCAUUCCUAAAUGGUGUUGGAGAUGGGUCUGUACUUCCCUAUCCCUAUCAUGGUGGCACUACAUCAUCUUCUGUACAAUUUCAUCUCAAGUUUGGUGUUUUCUGGAGUUCAUCUGGAUCAUUGGGUAAUAUGUUUGGUGGUUAUUUAGUUUUUGAUCCUUCAAAAUCACCUAACUACAAAGUUUUAUUGAUAAGUUACAUUAGGAAUAGUGAUGGAUGCUUUUACUUAAUUGACAUAUACUCUUUGGAGAGUGCCUCUUGGACAUACAUGUGUGCCACUGCCCCACCAGGUUACUCUUUCACAAAAAGCUUUGUCAGUGCUGUGCUUUGGGAUUCAAAAUUCUUGAGAUGGAGAGGGACUGCUGUCAUUGGAUGUAGAAGUACCAGUUGGUCUGAAUCCCUUCAAGUCUUGCAACAGGGUAAAGCUUUCUCUCGCUCAAGGAAUGUAUGUGAAAGGGAUUCGGAAAAUACUAAGCAGAGUUUGGUAGAGUUUUAG